CACCCCUUGCAUUUGACUUGAUUUGACUUUAGAGUGUGAAGUUGCAGCUAUUUAUUAUCAAAAUUCAAAACAUUGCAUUAAUUUUUUAGUAAAUUUUAUGUACUUUUCUGCAAAAGGGUUUCUUUAUUGAUUAUAAAAAUGUCUGGUCACGUAUCAAUAAGGCUCGCAUCGGAGAGAGUUAACCAUUGCGUAGCUUCUAACAACGAAUUGCCUCAAUUCUACACUCCUGGUGAGGUUAUAACUGGCACGCAAGAUUUUAUGCGCGGUCAUGGAACUUACGUGGAAGACGACUCUCUCAAAGCCUCUGUGGCAGGUGUUAUGCAGAAAGUAAACAAAUUGAUAUGUAUCAGGCCGUUGAAAAGUCGCUAUGUGGGUGAGAUAGGUGAUGUUGUGGUAGGUCGAGUUCUGGAAGUGCAACAAAAGCGAUGGAAAGUUGAAACUAAUUCAAGACUCGAUUCUAUUCUUCAACUGUCUUCAGUAAACUUACCAGGAGGCGAAUUGAGACGCAGAUCAGCGGAAGAUGAACAGAUGAUGAGGAAACACUUGCAAGAAGGUGAUUUGAUCAGCGCUGAAGUACAGAGUGUGUUUUCAGAUGGUUCAUUAUCAUUGCACACAAGGAGUUUGAAAUAUGGAAAGCUGUCACAAGGGGUUCUAAUUAAAGUUUUCCCAUCAUUAAUCAAAAGACGCAAAAAUCAUUUCCACAAUUUGGCAUGUGGUGUCUCUGUUAUAAUAGGCAACAAUGGAUACAUAUGGAUCAGCCCGCAGAAACAAGACAUAAUGGUUGAUGAUAAUAGAGAAGAUAUUCAAAACUAUGAAAUGCAGCCAAUAACUAAGUCAGGAAGAGAAACAAUGGCGCGUGUUAAAAAUUCCAUAAUGGCUCUAGUAGCCUCUAAGAUGAUGCUCGACGACACAAGCAUCAUGUUUGCUUAUGAAGAGAGCUUGAAAUACGAUGAAGUAAAAGACCUUCUCGAUCCUGAGGCCAUGCUCGAUAUCGCAUUCCUUACUCAACACAGAAUAAAUGAAGUUAUGGAUAGUUAAA
Manduca sexta (tobacco hornworm) is the source of this 1039-nucleotide messenger RNA. It is a transcript of the gene Rrp4, whose product is annotated as exosome complex component RRP4. The record is from RefSeq and is a predicted model, not a curated record. Gene Ontology annotation, molecular function: RNA binding. Bases 139 to 1038 code for a protein of 299 amino acids. Gene Ontology annotation, biological process: poly(A)-dependent snoRNA 3'-end processing; U4 snRNA 3'-end processing; TRAMP-dependent tRNA surveillance pathway. The transcript has 5 exons. Gene Ontology annotation, cellular component: cytoplasmic exosome (RNase complex); nuclear exosome (RNase complex). Lineage: Eukaryota; Metazoa; Arthropoda; Insecta; Lepidoptera; Sphingidae.